AUGGAAGGAGAGACAGCACCCGAGGCCAGGAGAGGAGCCAGCAAAGCCACACGGAUUGCCCUCGGCGUCUUUCUGAGCAGCACCGCUGUGCUUGGCACUGCACUUUUCUUGGCUAGCCAAGGUCUUAUAAAGCUUCAUUCGAAGCAACAGUACUGUUUGACCUCAGAAUGCAUUGAAGUUGCUGCUGGCAUCUUGAGCAAGAUAAAUCAAUCCGUAGAUCCAUGUGAGAACUUCUAUCGAUUUGCAUGUGAUGGCUGGAUAUAUAAUCACCCUAUUCCUGAAGACAUGUCAAAUUAUGGUGUUUAUCCUUGGCUGCGACACAAUGUGGACCUCAAACUAAAGGCAUUGCUUGAGAAGCCCAUCAGCAAGAGACGAGACAGUGAAGCUGUACAGAAGGCCAAGAUCCUGUACGCAUCCUGCAUGAAUGAGAAUAAAAUUGAAAAAGCUGAUGUGAAACCCCUAUUAAGUAUACUGAGGCAUUCACCUUUCCGCUGGCCUGUGCUGGAAGCCAACAUUGGACCUGAAGGGCUAUGGUCGGAAAGGAGGUUUAGCUUAGUCCAAACCUUGGCAACUCUUCGUGGUCAAUACAGUAGUUCCGUCUUCAUCCGUUUGUAUGUGGCUGCUGAUGACAAAAUCUCCAAUCAGUAUAUUCUUAAG
Molecule: messenger RNA, 657 nt
Organism: Chaetura pelagica (chimney swift)
Lineage: Eukaryota; Metazoa; Chordata; Aves; Apodiformes; Apodidae
Product: metalloendopeptidase homolog PEX-like
Exons: 5
Biological process (GO): protein processing
Cellular component (GO): plasma membrane
Molecular function (GO): metalloendopeptidase activity
Source: RefSeq, a predicted model, not a curated record